AUGGAGAAGCUCAUCCUAAUGCUGAUGGUGGUCGGGUCAAGCUUGGCCGGUGAAUUGGAACUAGGAGGCCACGGACUGACAUUGGGGGAGAUCGAUGUGGGUCAGGAUGGCCACGAUAUUGGUUUGGGUGAAAUAGGAGGCUGGGACUCCGAGAUCGAUUCGGGAGGUCACGGCGGAGGUGGACACUAUAUACCCGUCGUGAAAUCAAUCGGAGUACCGGUGGCGAAGCACGUUCCGUUCUACGUUAAGAGUCUGCAAGUUCAGCAAGUGCCGCAGCCUUACGCAGUUCCGGUUUUCGUACACAAACCCGUUCCUUAUCAGGUGGAGAAACAGGUGUUCAAGAAGGUGGAGAAGAAGGUACCCACGCCAGUCGAGAAGAUCAUUCCUGUGAAGGUCGAGAAGCACGUUCCGUUUCAAGUGGUGAAACACAUUCCCGUUCCCGUUGUCAAGCCGAUACCAAUCAAGAUUCCGGUCUACAAGACGAUCGUUCACAGUCACAAGGGGCAUUAA
Molecule: messenger RNA, 510 nt
Organism: Colletes gigas
Lineage: Eukaryota; Metazoa; Arthropoda; Insecta; Hymenoptera; Colletidae
Exons: 5
Coding region: 1-510 (169 amino acids)
Source: RefSeq, a predicted model, not a curated record